Molecule: messenger RNA, 903 nt
Organism: Prinia subflava (tawny-flanked prinia)
Lineage: Eukaryota; Metazoa; Chordata; Aves; Passeriformes; Cisticolidae
Gene: NDUFC2
Product: NADH:ubiquinone oxidoreductase subunit C2
Exons: 3
Coding region: 102-440 (112 amino acids)
Biological process (GO): mitochondrial electron transport, NADH to ubiquinone
Cellular component (GO): mitochondrial inner membrane
Source: RefSeq, a predicted model, not a curated record
CCAGCGGGGAAGGCCGCGGAACGCGGGAGCACGGCGCGGGCCGGCGGGGGAAGGCGCAGCCGCCGCACCGCUCCCCCGGUCACCUUCGGCGGGCGGCAGCCAUGGCGUUCCUGCCCGACGAGUCGCGGUCGCUGCCGCCGCCGCCGCUCCUCAACAAGGGCUCGGUGUGGUUCGGGUUCCUAGGGUGGCUGUCGGCGCUGGCGGACAACGCCUUCAACCAGCGCCCCGUCUUCCGAGCCGGUCUUCACCGGCAGAUCCUGUUCACUACCGUGGGCUUCUUUGUUGGCUACCAGCUCGUGAAACGCGCCGAGUACGUGCAUGCCAAGGUGGACAGGGAGCUGUUCGAGUACAUCCGGCACCACCCAGUGGACUUCCAGGCGGCAGCAGCAAAAAAGAAGAGAAUAGGGGAGCUCUUGGAGGAUUUCCACCCAAUUCGCUGAGGAUCUCUCCAGCAGUGACACAUCACAGGAUGAAUUCUUGCCAUCCUGAGAACUUUGGCAAUGUGGCUGCAACUGUUGAACCGUCCAUGGCUUAAAAGAUGAAAUUUUACUCACUUUCAUGUAAUAAAAGCUUGAUUAAUAAGUCAGUGUUUAAUUAUUUGCUCUUCUGUUCCUUUAUGGUUUGUCAAUACAGGGAUGACUGAUAUUUGUCACAGAAUAAUAACUUUGAUUAAUGUUUUUUUCAGUUGUUUUAAUUGCAGGAGUGGAGAGUUGUUCACACAAUAUAUACUGUAUAAAACCCAGAGAGCAGUUCUGUAACUUCAUCUUUUUUAUUUCUCAGUGGCAUUUCUCUUGACCCUUUAUUGUGUUCUUGGCCAGCGCCUUUUGAUGCUGUACCCAAAGUCUCACUGUGAAAUUCAUUCUCAACAGCUAAAAAAAUACAUGCUCUCCCUAUAUAACUCCA